This is a messenger RNA of Echinostoma caproni, 153 nucleotides long. NCBI's taxonomy places the organism in Eukaryota, Metazoa, Platyhelminthes, Trematoda, Plagiorchiida, Echinostomatidae. The record is from the annotation of a GenBank genome assembly.
ACAGCAGAAUUGAAGUCGAUUAAAACGAAGCUUGGAAAAAAACAAAAGCAGAACAGAACCUUGCCACACUGGACGAGGCUACGGACAGGGAACAAAAUAAGUGGGUGUUGGUGGCUACGAACACAGUAUUUAUUGUUUAUUGUUUGUCCCUAA